AUGGACAAGCUCUCCGGACUCGCUUCCAAGCUCGGCGGUGGCAGCAGCAGCAGCAGCAGCAGCAAAACUGACUCCAACCAGGCUGCCGGUAACGAGGACUACCUCGACAAGGGUCUCGACAGCGCCGAGCGUAAGUUUGGCGGUGGCAAGGUCGACCCCGCGAAGAUGCGUUCGACCAACGAGAAGAUCACCGACGGUGCCCGUGAGCAGUUUGAGAAGAUGACUGGAAAGAAUGUCCCGGACAAGUUCUCCAACUAG
Molecule: messenger RNA, 258 nt
Organism: Penicillium daleae
Lineage: Eukaryota; Fungi; Ascomycota; Eurotiomycetes; Eurotiales; Aspergillaceae
Exons: 3
Coding region: 1-258 (85 amino acids)
Source: RefSeq, a predicted model, not a curated record